AUGGGCUGGUCGCACGGGAAGGGUCCCGGCUGUACGGCAGCAAAGAUAGGCCAAUUCGUCAGUAACUCCUUCAUAUCUGACGACCCCUGGAAGUGUGUUAAGGGGUGUGGUGGGACAUCCUACUCCAAGCCAACAGUGGCACCGGUCUACUACUAUUGUACGGGUGCCAACAGGGUAGAAGACUGGGAACAGGGCCAGAACUCAUUCAACUAUACGUUCAGUGGUCUAGGUCCCUACACUAUAAGCUACCACGGUACCCAGUGGCGCCCUCUGAGUUUCGGAACUAAUGGCGACUGGAACCUACAAACCAUAGUAGACCUUCACUCGCGGAGUGAUAUUGGCCGACCUAACAGUAGCCCAAUCACCUCCAACAAACCACUGUUCGAGGUGCAGUUCACUUGCCACCACGAACUAAAAAUCCCCAUGGUUGAUCCAGAUGGUGAUAACCUUAAGUGCCGAUGGGCCAAAGGAGAUGAGUGCGCUAGCGUUUGCCACGCUGUGCCCGUGGCCACCCUUAACGAGACAUCGUGCACGCUCGUGUUUACGGCCGACGCUAACUUCAUGACAGACGGGUGGUACGCUGUAGCUAUCACCAUUGAAGACUUCCCAAAGUCGAACAUCACCAUUGGUGGCAAAACCUUCACGCCGUCGGACCCUAUAUCAGCCAUACCAGUCCAAUUUUUGAUCCACGUGAAGACCCAGCCCAUUCCUUGUGACUGGAAGCCAGUGUUUAUCAACAACACGAUAGCGGAAGGCAGCGCGGUGACUGUCGCGGCAGGCAAGACGUUCUCAACAUUAAUGUAUGUCACCAAUAAGAAGAACCCCAGUGCAACCAUUACAAGCUUACAGCUGACUGCCCCCGCUGGUGUGACGUACUCGGGUCCAUUCCCAGACCCAAGUCGUCCGCACGUGGUUUACUGGAAUAUCACGUGGACUCCAACACAGUCCCAGAAAGGAGACAACAUCUUGUGUGGGGUGGCUGAAGACGACAAAGGGAAAAUCACGGAUUCCCGUUGUUUCUCAGUAACUGCAUGGGACGUCGAUCCAUGCACUAAACAACCUUGUCUCCAUGGCGGUACGUGCUCACGUGUUGGCAGUUCCGAGUUUUUCACGUGCGUUUGUGCGGCAGGAUACACCGACAUUCACUGCCAGACCGAUAUCGAUGAUUGCCAGAGUUUGCCGUGCAUGAAUGGCGGCACAUGUCAGGAUCAUGUCAACCGUUUCUCGUGCACUUGUCCCCCUGGGUACACUAACAAAGUCUGUGAAACUGAUGUAGACGAGUGUCACAGUGACCCGUGCCAACAUGGAGGAACUUGUGUAGACCACGUGGCUGGAUACACGUGCUUCUGUUUAGCGGGGUACACAGAUGCAAACUGUCAAACAGAUAUGGACGAGUGUAAGUCGUCUCCCUGUAUGUAUGGAGGGACAUGUACAGACCAGGUUAACAGUUUCAGCUGUUCCUGUUUACCUGGCUAUACAGGCAUCCGUUGUAGUAUAGAUAUCAAUGAAUGUAAGAGUAACCCAUGUCAACAUGGCGGAACGUGCACAGACCGCGUCAACAGCUUUACGUGCAGAUGCAUGCCGGGAUACUCUGGACUGACUUGUCAAACAAAUGUAGACGAGUGUCAAAGUGACCCCUGCCAACAUGGCGGAACCUGCCAGGACCAGGUUAACGGUUAUACGUGUGUCUGUAUGGCGGGCUUCACAGGAGCAGACUGUCAAACUGAUAUAGACGAGUGUAAGUCGUCACCCUGUAUGUACGGAGGCACGUGUGCGGAUCUGGUCAACGGUUUCAGCUGUUCCUGUUUACCCGGUUAUACGGGCACUCGCUGUAGUAUAGAUGUAGACGAGUGUCAGAGUGACCCGUGUCAACAUGGAGGAACUUGUAUGGGUAAAGUGAACGGCUACCAAUGUAUCUGCACCCCGGGCUACACCGAUGCUGAUUGUCAGACGGAUAUCGACGAGUGUAAGUCGUCAACCUGUAUGUACGGAGGCACGUGUACGGAUCUGGUCAACGGUUUCAGCUGUUCCUGUUUACCCGGUUAUACGGGCACUCGCUGUAGUAUAGAUAUCAACGAAUGUCUGAGUAACCCCUGUCAACAUGGCGGAACAUGCACAGACCACGUCAACAGUUACACUUGCAGCUGCAUGCUGGGAUACUCCGGACUAGACUGCCAGACAGAUAUAGACGAGUGUCAAAGUGACCCGUGCCAAAAUGGCGGAACCUGUCAGGACAACGUGAAUGGGUAUACGUGUGUAUGUGUGACGGGGUAUACAGAUGUAAAUUGUCAAACAGAUAUCGACGAGUGUAAGUCGUCGCCCUGUAUGUACGGAGGCACGUGUACGGAUCUGGUCAACGGUUUCAGCUGUUCCUGUUUACCCGGUUAUACGGGCACUCGCUGUACCAUAGAUAUAGAUGAGUGUGCCCCUAGUCCAUGUAAAAAUGGAGGCACGUGCGUUGAUGGAAUCAAUGCCUAUAGAUGCUUUUGUCGGCCAGGCUUUUUAGGAGCUCGAUGUGACAACGAUGUUGAUGAAUGCCUAAGCCAGCCGUGCCUUAAUAACGCCACAUGCACGGACCUUGUCAACGCCUACGCGUGUUCCUGUCUACCGGGAUAUACUGGCAGAAUCUGCGGUGUCGACAUCAAUGAAUGCAAGAGCUCUCCUUGUCAACACGGGUCCUGCAGUGACCUCAUCAACAACUUCGACUGCACCUGUUUCCCGGGCUUUUCUGGUCGUAUAUGUGACGUAGACAUUGACGAGUGUUUUUCUGAUCCUUGUGAACAUGGAGGAACAUGUACAGACCAGGUCAACGCGUACACAUGUUCAUGUGCGCCGGGCUACACUGAUGCACAAUGUACCACAGAUAUUGACGACUGCAAACCUAACCCGUGUCUUAAUGGCGGCAGUUGUACCGAUGAUGUCAAUAACUUCACGUGCAUAUGCGCGAGUGGCUUCAUGGGCUUCCGAUGUGAAAUCGAUAUUGAUGAAUGUGUGAGCGCCCCCUGUCAGAACGGUGGCACAUGUGUGGACAAGUCCAAUGGGUAUGUGUGUACCUGUGCCGCUGGAUACACCGGUACACACUGCCAACAAGGUAUCGAUGAGUGCUCGAGCUCCCCUUGUGCUAAUGGCGCAUGCUUAGACAGGGUAAACUCCUUCCUGUGUCUGUGUGACCCCGGGUACACGGGUGUAUUGUGUCAAACAGAAAUCAACGAGUGUCAAUCACAGCCUUGCCUACAUGGUGGCAUAUGCCAGGACCAUGUCAACAACUUUACAUGUGUGUGUCUGUCAGGCUACACCGGCAGUCGUUGUGAGAAAGAUAUAGACGAGUGUGUCAGUAUGCCUUGUCAAAACAGCGGUACCUGUGUGGAGGGGGUAGACUCGUUCCAGUGUGUCUGUCCAGUCGGCUACACUGGUGCACUCUGUGACCAGAAUAUCGAUGAUUGUAAGGGGACUCCUUGCCGUAACCAUGGCACGUGCGUAGACGGUGUCGCCACUUACACGUGCAGGUGUCCGCCAGGUUUCUACGGCCUCCUGUGUGAGAAAGGUAUCGACCAUUGUAGCCCCUAUCCGUGUCACAACGGAGCUGUCUGUAUCAACAACGUCACCACCUAUCAUUGUAUGUGUCCACUGGGAUGGAACGGUAAAAACUGUGAUACCAAGCUUACCAAAACAGCGAAAUGUUCACAGCUUGAGUAUGCGGACUGCAGUUGCGUGCUCUCUAACAAAUACUCCAUCGUUACCAAUCAGCUUUCUUCAAAAAAGGCCAUAACCUCAUCAAAGAUCAUUUCUUCCGUUAUCGGUGUAUUGCUCGGGUUACUCAGCAGUGUGCUUGGGUACUUCCUCAUCCUCCAGUGUUGCUGUCAGACCAUACCUCGCAUGGCGUCAGCGUCAGCAUCGCCAAACCGCCUAAAAGUCAGGCCCGUUAACGUUGAUCCGGCGGUCCCGCCCUGGCAACAGGGUCACAUGGGAAACCCACCGACUUUACCCAUACAAGGCAAGGAUUCCAAGUCGCCCAACUCCGUCAACAUCUACAGAACGACGCUCAAUUACAACUUUGGUAACAACAAAAUCACCAAUGCUGUGACUGACUGGUAGAUUGGUCUUGGGUGUUUCUGUAUCAUAUCAUGACGUAUCGAGCUUCAUAAGAUUAUAUCGAUAACACUGGAUAAAGGAGGGAACAUAACGAUCUUAUAAAUGUACUGACGUCCGCAGAUUCCCAUCAAUUCA
Messenger RNA from Mizuhopecten yessoensis (Yesso scallop), 4227 nucleotides. Its product is annotated as fibropellin-1-like. The transcript is spliced from 31 exons. Bases 1 to 4095 code for a protein of 1364 amino acids. NCBI's taxonomy places the organism in Eukaryota, Metazoa, Mollusca, Bivalvia, Pectinida, Pectinidae. Gene Ontology annotation, molecular function: calcium ion binding. The record is from RefSeq and is a predicted model, not a curated record.